Molecule: messenger RNA, 768 nt
Organism: Linnemannia hyalina
Lineage: Eukaryota; Fungi; Mortierellomycota; Mortierellomycetes; Mortierellales; Mortierellaceae
Source: the annotation of a GenBank genome assembly
AUGGAGAUCCAGAUCACCGACGCCUGCUGCAAUACCCCUGCUACCAAGACUGCCUGGGUCAAGAAGGGCACUUUCAAGCCUCUGUCGAAGCAAGUUGCUGGCAUCGAACGUCGUACCUACCGUACCGGUCCAAUUACCUCCAAGCUGGGUGUCGUCUCCUUGAUUGACAUCCAUGGUUUCCACCCCACCACCGUCCAGUUCCUCGAUACCCUGGGUGACAAGGGAUUCCAAGUCUCGGCGAUCGAUCUGUUCCCGAACGGUCCCAUGCCUGACGAGUACAUGGGCGAUAUGGCCAAAUUGGGCGGCUGGAUUCGCACCAACGCCGAGUACACCAACAACCACGUCGGCGGGUUGGUCAAGAUUGCGGCCCAGGACUUGAAGGCUGAUGGAUGCGAGUCGUUGUUCAUCAUUGGACACUGCUGGGGCGUCCAUUUGGCGAUCCGUGCUGCGUCGGAGCCUGAUCAGGGUUUCUUGGGUGUUGCUGGACCUCACCCGACUGCAGUGACUCUCCCCUUGGUCAGCAACUUGAAGUGCCCCCUGGCUCUCUUCCCCUCCAUGGAUGACCCCGACAUGGUCCCUAUCAUUCAGGCUGUUCAGAAUAAGGGCUUCUCAACCCCUUCUGUUCAUGUCCGUUUCGACAAGGCACCCCACGGAUUCUGCGGUGGACGUGGAGACUGGACCAUCCCAGAGCACAACGAAGCAGCAGCCCAGGUUCUUCAGAAGACAUCCGAGUUCUUCUCUGCCCUUGCCGCCAAGGAUGAAGAGUAA